Messenger RNA from Glossina fuscipes, 1524 nucleotides. RefSeq names its product lysosomal aspartic protease-like. The record is from RefSeq and is a predicted model, not a curated record. Gene Ontology annotation, biological process: proteolysis; cell death. Bases 124 to 1272 code for a protein of 382 amino acids. Gene Ontology annotation, cellular component: lysosome. Lineage: Eukaryota; Metazoa; Arthropoda; Insecta; Diptera; Glossinidae. Gene Ontology annotation, molecular function: aspartic-type endopeptidase activity. The transcript has a single exon.
AGGUUUAGAGCAAAAAUAGUAUUUAAAAGUUGAUGGAAUAUAGUUAAUCGUGUGUUUACCACGAUCGGAUUAAGUGAAAUUUUUCUUCAUCCUUCUUUGUUUUUAUUGAUUGCAAGGCAUAAAAUGUUUAAAUUAUUUUUUGCCAUAACACUGUUAGCUUUCGCCAAAGCUGAUUUAAAAAGUUUACCUUUAAAGAGGACGGAGAACUUUCAAAAAUCUUAUGGCAAUAUUUUAGCAGAAUUAGCGCUGUUGCGUAGCAAAUAUGGAUUGCCUAGCAAUGAUGGUGCGGUCAGACAACAAUUAUCUAAUCACCUGAAUGUGGAGUAUUAUGGCAAGAUUACUGUUGGUACUCCGCCUCAAGAAUUUCUUGUUCUAUUUGAUACGGGUUCUUCAAAUUUCUGGAUCCCGUCCAGCCGUUGUCCUGUCAGCAAUCAAGCUUGUCAUAAACAUCAUCGAUAUAAUUCGUCAGCUUCUAGCACUUACAUACCUAAUAAUGAACCCUUUUCUAUUCAAUAUGGAUCUGGAAGCGCGAAAGGAUUCUUCUCAACUGAUAUUAUAAACGUUGGUGGUUUCGCUAUUGAAAAUCAAACCUUUGCGGAAACUACUGAAACUCCCAGCACCAUAUUUAUGGAAACAAAUUUUGACGGUGUCUUUGGUUUGGGAUUCAAAAAUAUUGCUAUUAAUGAUGUGGUGCCGCCUUUCUACAAUAUGUACGCCCAGGGUCUAAUCGAUAGGAAUGUCUUCUCUUUUCACUUGAAGCGCGAUGGUACUAACGUUAAUGGCGGACAAUUGAUUUUUGGCGGUUCUGAUGCCAGCUUAUAUUCCGGUAAUCUAACUUAUGUUCCAAUUAGCGUUCAAGGCUAUUGGCAAUUUGAAGUAGAUAGCAUCACUAUUGCAGACGUCAAGCUAUGCAAUCGCUGCCAAGCUAUUGCUGAUACCGGUACUAGCUUAAUUGUGUGCCCUAAAGAAGCUUAUCUAACUUUGAACAAAUAUAUCGGCGGUAUAGCUAUGGAAGCGGAAGGACUAUAUUUGGUAGAUUGCUCGACAGUUUCCAGUUUGCCCGACAUUGACUUAACUAUUGGAGGCACGACGUUUUCUUUAACGCCUAAUAUGUACAUUACCACUGUUCAUAGCGAUAUCAUAGAGUUUUGUUUUUCUUCCUUUACCACUUUAGACAUGGAUUUAUGGGUCUUAGGAGAUACAUUUAUAGGACCUUAUUAUACUGAAUUUGAUUUAGGCAAUAACCGCAUUGGUUUUGCUCCAGCUGUUUAGAUGCAAAUUGAAAUAAAUUUUAAAGAAUCAUUAUAAAAUGAAUAUAGGCGACAAGAUCUCUCAACGGAUUUUAUAAAUUAUAUUUUAGACAAAAAAAAAUAUCAUCUGUUUUUGUUCUAAAGAUAAAGAAAUAAAGUAUUAGCACUAAAAAUAUUCUACCAAACUAUUCAUAUGGGUACAAACAUUUUUGCGUUCAGUUCAUUUUCAAAACUGAAGAUUUUGAAGAACGUUUAUUACUCAAAUCUUGAUUAU